Messenger RNA from Colossoma macropomum (tambaqui), 1904 nucleotides. Its product is annotated as homeobox protein Hox-C4a-like. Lineage: Eukaryota; Metazoa; Chordata; Actinopteri; Characiformes; Serrasalmidae. Gene Ontology annotation, molecular function: RNA polymerase II cis-regulatory region sequence-specific DNA binding; DNA-binding transcription factor activity, RNA polymerase II-specific. The coding region runs from base 889 to 1638 and encodes 249 amino acids. Gene Ontology annotation, cellular component: nucleus. The record is from RefSeq and is a predicted model, not a curated record. Gene Ontology annotation, biological process: embryonic skeletal system morphogenesis; anterior/posterior pattern specification; regulation of transcription by RNA polymerase II. The transcript is spliced from 2 exons.
UUAGGUUAUCCCAUAAAAGAGAGGAAUGUUUUUUGUUUUUGAACAUCAUAAAAUCGCAUGUUAGUGACCUCAACAAUAAGUGUGCGUAAAAUGUUCAUACAGCUAAAACUGUACAAGGUCAAACUGAACACAAAGAACACCAGUGAUGUGUACAAAAUGUGCACAGGACAUUGAAAACAGAUCAGGUUAAUUUCAUCUUUACUCAGUCGUCCCGUUUAAUUAGAAAAAAGUCGUUAAAUAUGAAGCAAAAACAUGUUAAUCGUUUAUUUAGAGACGGUAAACGUUGAAUGGGGUCAAAUCGACCCCAAAGAUAAUAGCAAGGUUACCUAUUUACACUUAAUCACAAAAUCUAGAACCAGAAACUGGAAGGUCUUUUAGGUUUUAAGGUAACUUUAAGGUCUGAAUUUGAAGACUUUAGUUUAUGCAGUAUGAUUUUAUGUAUAGUGAUGAUGGUAAGUGGAUCUUGAUGACCCUUGUGUACGAGUCAUUUGGAGAGUGGCACUAACUGGGGUCUUAAUGAAGCCUCAUUUAAUGACGAGCGUUGGGUUAUAAUGCAUGUCCUAUACACCCUGACACACUGUCCCAUAGCUUGGUGGUCAAUUUAUCCCACAGCCACGCACUGAAAAUAGGUGGUUGGCCCGACCUUCUUUCAGAUUAUAGUCAAGAUUUUGAUAGUCAAGAUUUUGAGGAUGCACCGAACAAAUCUAAACGAAAAAAUACAGGUAAACAUUGGCUUCCGUAUCCGGGAAUUACCUCACCGCCUGCCAUUGGGCUAUAACGUGAUCACGUGGUCCAAGUAACUUUACGGGGUCCCCUCGCUGGUAGGAGGGCUUUAUAGAGCAGAAAAACGACAAAGGUGGGAAAAUUUAUUUCUCCCUCCCGAAAUUAAUGACCAUGAGCUCGUAUUUGAUGGAGUCUACCUACAUCGAUCCCAAAUUUCCUCCUUGCGAGGAAUAUUCCCAAAAUAACUACAUUACUGACCACAGUCCUGACUAUUACAGACGUACACGGGACGCCGGCUACCAGCAUCACCACCAGGAACUGUAUCCUCAGCGCGUGGGCUACCAAGAGCGCCAGUAUGACUGUGAAAGCAUCCCCGAGCCUGAGCCUCAACAAAGGCAUGGGCUCGUCCACGGGGGGGACCUGCAGGCGGCUCCGCCGACAACGACGUCCCCUUCCGCGCCGGCGACUGCGCCACCAGCUUGCAGCCAAGCUGCCCCCGAGGUGCCCACCGACCCAGCUGGGACUAAGCAGCCCGUGGUCUACCCCUGGAUGAAGAAAAUUCACGUCAGUGCGGUGAACUCCUGUUACAGUGGAUGUGAACCCAAGCGCUCGCGCACCGCGUACACCCGCCAGCAGGUUCUAGAGCUGGAGAAGGAGUUCCACUACAGCCGCUACCUAACGCGGCGAAGGCGGAUCGAGAUCGCCCACGCGCUGCUCCUCUCCGAGCGGCAGAUCAAAAUUUGGUUCCAGAAUCGCAGGAUGAAGUGGAAGAAAGAUCACAGGCUGCCCAACACCAAAGUUCGACCCUCCUCCACUGCUGGCUCGAGCUCGGCGGCCACCACAGCAGCCCGCAACCCACCUUCGAGCGGCAGCGACUCCCCCAACGCACGAGCCCAGGAUAUUACCAGACUAUAGACGGAGCGAUGCUUCAUGGACAGAAAGGAAAAAAAAACAAAUGAUAUUUAUACAAAAUGCAUUCUUUUUAUACAUCGAUCAACACGAAGACAUGAUGUUCUCCUGGCGCUUUUGGGUUUCAUUAAGUUUCAUGGAAUGAGAAUAACCUCUGAGACUGUUCGGCUAGCAGGGUUAAUUUAUUCAGCGUAUUUAUUCUUCUUCUUUCUGCUUACUUGAAAUCAUAGGACAGUUUGGUCCAACAUGCACAACGUGAUGUAUUUGUUUAG